AUGGCAUGGUCGUUGACCGUUACCCAUAACACAGUGAUUAUUUCGCCAGCAAACUUGAAAAUUGGAGAUCUUAUUAUUUACCCGGAUGUUUAUUAUUCCAUGGUGAACAAUUUACUUACCGCUAUUGGCGGCAGUUUGGACAACGAUGGCUACUUCUAUGUUACUUCAACUAACGGUUUGGCUGCCUCUGUUUCGCUUCUCUCAGGCACCAUUAAGAACAAAGGAAUUGUUGCUUUCAACUCCAUGAGAGCAAAUGUUGUCAGUAGCUACAAUAUGAAUUCUAUUGGAGAAUUCUCUAACGAGGGAUUCAUGUGGUUUGGAAUUAGCUCUUUUUCUUUGACACCCCCAAUUGUCCUCGGAUCUGCAACAAACUGGGAUAACCUGGGUCUUAUUUACCUUAAACAAGAGUCUGGAACUCCUUCUGCUGUCACUAUAUCUCAAGCUCUAGGAUCUAUUAACAACGUUGGAGGUAUUUGUUUGGAGCGUUUGAAUUGGAUACAGACGACCAGUAUUAAGGGUGCUGGGUGUAUCAAUAUUAUGGAAGACGCCCAUCUUCAGCUUCAGCUCAGUCCAUGGACUGUUGAUAAAGAACAAACAAUUUACCUUUCAACCGGUUCCUCUUCAUUAUCUGUUUUUGGAUUAGCUGAAGGUCUUACAGGCACCAAGACUUUCCAAGUUGUGGGAUUCGGUGAUGGAAAUGAAAUCAGUGUUAACACUGGCUUCACAGGUCACAAACUACAGGGUACCGUAUUGAUUCUUACCUUCUUUGCUGGGUUAUUCAAGCUUGGAUUUGACAUUGGUGAAGGUUACAAGUCAAGUGAUUUUGUCACUAAUGGUCUUUUGGGUGCUGGUACGAAGAUUCUGUACAAGGGCCAUUACCCAGGUAACGUUCCUUCCGUAUGUGUAUGUAAGGAUUUCCCAGAAGCUCCAGUUGAGCCGUUGUCUUCAUCUAUAGUUGAGAGUUCCAGUGCUGUGUUUCCAUCUGUCCUGUCAGAGGUUGAAUCAUCUUCGAUGGAAGAUACUCUGAUUCUCGAAACGGGUUCUUCUUCUGAGCAAGAAACAUCAUCUAAACCAGAGGAAACGGAUGAUUCUUCCCUGACGGAAACAGACAUCUCGAUCAGCGAAUCUGUGGUAUCUCCUUCUGAUACUUUGACCGAAUAUACUACCACCUGGACCACCACGGACUCUGACGGUAAUCCUACGACAGAGUCUGGUGUUGUCAUUAUCACUACUGACGACGAAGGUUCUUUGACGACUACUACCUCCACUAUUGCUUACCCUUACACUACUUACACCUCGACAUGGACUACUUCUGGGCCUGACGGCGAGGCAACUGAAUCUGGUGUAAUUAUUGUAACCACCGAUGAUGAUGGCUCUCUUACAACGACAACUUCAGUAAUCCCAUCUGCUCCUUGGACCACUUACACAACCACUUGGACUUCCACCAACGAAGAUGGUACAACUGAGACAGAUUCUGGUAUAGUUGUUGUUACAAGCGAUGAAGAUGGAUCAACAAUUACCACUACUAUUGUGAUGCCUCCACCUUGGACAACUUUUACAAGUACUUGGUCUGCAGACGAUGGUGAUACCGAUUCUGGCGUGAUUAUUGUCACUUCCAAAUCUGAUGGUUUCUUGACUACCACCACAUCCACUUAUCCUCGGCCUUGGACUACUUAUACCACGACCUGGACUACUGAUGGUGAAGACGGAGACUCUGAAACUGACUCAGGUGUUGUAAUUGUAACUACCGAUGAAGAAGGUUCCUUGACGACCACAACUUCAACCAUUCCACGUCCCUGGACUACCUAUACUACUACGUGGACUACUGAAGGCGGUGAUGGCAGUGAAGAAACAGAAUCAGGUGUAGUGAUUAUCACCACAGACUCUGAGGGGUCUAUUACUACUACCACUUCCAUUAUUCCUUCGCCUUGGACAACCUACACUACAUCCUGGGUUACAACUGAUGACAAUGGUAAUGAGGUAACGGACUCUGGAAUAGUAGUGGUUACACCUGACGAUGAUGGAUCUCCUUCAACUACCACAUCCAUUAUUCCACGGCCAUGGACAACCUAUACUACCACUUGGACCACGGACGGUGAAGGUGGAGAUCCAUCGACCAAUUCUGGAGUUGUCAUUGUGACUACAGACUCAGAUGGAGAGUUAACCACAACCACUUCCAUUAUUCCUCCUUUGUGGACGACGUUUACGUCUACUUGGACCAGUGCUGAUGGUGACGGUAACCCUGUUACAGAAUCUGGUGUAAUUAUUGUGACAACAGACGAGGAUGGCAGUAUUACAACAACUACUUCCACCAUUCCUCCUCCUUGGACUACUUACACCACAACAUGGACUACAGAUGAUGACGAUGGUAAUCCAGCCACAGAUUCUGGUGUGGUAAUUGUCACUACCGACGACGAGGGUUCCUUAACUACUGUAACGUCGGUGAUCGAUCUGCCUUGGACGACUUAUACUACUACUUGGACUACAGACGGUGACGAUGGUAAUCCCACAACCGAAUCUGGAGUGGUUAUUGUAAUUACAGACCCAGAGGGAUCUUUGACGACCACUACAUCUGUCAUUCCUGCUCCAUGGACAACAUUCACGACGACUUGGACUACGUCAGACGACGAUGGUAAUUGGCAGACAGAAUCUGGCGUUGUCAUUGUUACUACAGAUGAAGAAGGACAGAUUACAACUACGACAUCUGUUAUUCCAAUGCCCUGGACAACAUAUACCACUACUUGGACUUCAGAUGGACCUGACGGGCCUGAAACAGCUUCAGGUGUAGUGAUUGUAACUACUGAUGAGGAUGGUGCUUUGACGACGACCACUUCUACUAUAAUGCCUCCAUGGACAACUUACACUACUACUUGGACGACAGAAGGUGAAGAUGGUACUCCUACUACAGAUUCUGGUGUUGUAAUUGUUACUACAGAUGAUGAAGGGUCGCUUACAACGACUACUUCUGUGAUUCCUCCACCGUGGACCACAUUCACUACUACAUGGACAUCUGUUGACGAAGGUGGUGAUCCAGUCACUGAUUCUGGUGUCGUCGUGGUAUCAACUGACUCCGAGGGUUCUUUGACCACUAUUACCUCGGUUAUUCCUCAACCUUGGACUACGUUCACUACAACUUGGACCACAACGGAUGAAAAUGGCGAUGUUGAAACCAACUCUGGUGUGGUGAUUGUAACGACGGAUUCUGAUGGUGCUUUGGCUACAACUACAUCUACAAUUGCAGUUCCAUGGACGACUUAUACUACUACAUGGACUACUACCGAUCAAGAUGGCGAGGUAGACACCAACUCUGGAGUAGUGAUUGUUACAAGCGACUCGGAUGGUCAACUUUCCACUACGACCUCGGUUAUUCCAAACCCAUGGACUACGUAUACAACUGCUUGGACGACUGUUGAUGAUGAAGGAACAGAAGUAACAGACUCAGGAGUGGUUAUUGUGACGACUGACUCUGAAGGUGAAUUGACUACUACCACCUCAGUUAUCCCACCUCCAUGGACUACUUUUACAAGUACAUGGACCUCUGAAAAUGACGAAGGUGACCCUGUGACUGAAUCGGGUAUUAUUAUUGUGACGACCGAUAAAGAUGGAUCUUUGACCACCACAACAUCGCUUUUCCCUCUUCCUUGGACUACUUACACUUCUACAUGGACCACUGGUGGUGAAGAUGGUGACCCUGUUACUGAAUCUGGUGUUGUAAUUGUUACAACAGACCCUGAGGGUUCUAUCACUACUAUGACAUCAGUUAUUCCAGCUCCUUGGACGACCUAUACUUCCACUUGGACCACUGAUGGUGAAGAUGGUGCUAUUGAAACCGACUCUGGUAUUGUGAUAGUGACUACUGACGAAGAUGGAUUGCUCACCACAACGACUUCUGUCUUACCUAGACCAUGGACGACUUACACCACAACUUGGACUACUGCUGAUGACGAAGGUAAGCCUUCCACUGAGUCUGGGGUUGUCAUUGUCACUACUGACCCUGAAGGUUCCCUUACAACUGUUACGUCUACCAUUGGCCAGCCUUGGACGACCUAUACGACUUCUUGGGAAACGUCUGAUAGCGAUGGAAACCCAGUAACCGAUUCUGGUAUUGUGGUUGUUACUACUGACGACCAGGGAGAAUUGACGACUUCCACUUCUAUUAUACAGCAGCCUUGGACUACUUAUACCUCGACUUGGACUACAUCGAAUGAAGAUGGUGGUAGUGAAACCGUUUCAGGAAUUAUCGUUGUGACUACUGAUGAAGUUGGUAGCUUAACUACAACUACCUCUAUUAUUCCAUCCCCUUGGACGACCUACACUACGACUUGGACGACCACUGAUCAAGACGGAGCCGAAGAAACUAUUUCUGGUAUUGUUAUAGUGACAACUGAUCCUGAUGGCUUGUUGACCACCACUACAUCCAUUAUUUCCCUGCCAUAUACCACUUAUACUACGACAUGGACUACUGACGAUGGAGAAGGCGGAUCAGUGACCGACUCGGGUGUGGUGAUUGUCACUACAGAUGAAGAAGGUUCUCUUACAACCAUGACAUCGAUUAUUCCACCUAACGUCUCCCCAUCUGCUAGUAUCUCUGAGUAUCCUCCAUUGACUACUUUCACUUCGACCUGGACUACUUCUGAUGAAAAUGGUGAACCUGUUACAAACUCUGGGGUUAUUAUUGUGACUACAGAUGAAGAUGGAGCCUUGACAACUACAACAUCGAUUAUCCCUGCCCAAAGCACUCCUGUCGAAACGUCUUCUGUUUCGCCUCCAUUUACAACUUACACUACUACCUGGACUACUUCUGGUGAGGACGGUUCGCCUGUGACUGACUCAGGUGUUGUUAUAGUUACAACUGAUGAAGAAGGAUCUUUGACGACCACCACAUCUAUCUUUCCUCCCGCUGGAACCUCUUACACUACUACUUGGACUACCACUGGAGACGAUGGACACUCUGAGACCAAAUCUGGUAUUGUCAUUGUUACUACUGAUGAAGAUGGUGCUUGGACAACUACGACUUCUCAGUUCCCCGCUGAAAGCUCUCCAGUUUACCCAACCUUUACGACAUUCACGUCUACUUGGACUACGGCAGAAGAAGACGGCUCCCUGGAAACCAAAUCUGGAGUAAUUAUUGUGACGACUGAUUCUGAUGGCUCUUAUACCACCAUGACUUCUAUAAUUCCUGAUACUUCGGAUCCAUGGACUACUUUCACCAGUACGUGGACUACCAGUGGUGAAGAUGGAAGUAUUGAGACGAACUCUGGUGUCAUUAUUGUGACAACUGAUUCUGAUGGUAGUUUGACUACAAUGACAUCCAUGUUCCCUCCAGAAGAGACAGCCUCGUACUCCUCCAAGCUGAUGCCAGAUUACUCUUCUGCUAUUUCGUCAUUGACUUCACCAGAAGUGCCUUCGUUGACAACGUAUACCACGACUUGGACCACUACCGAUGAUAAGGGUGAGACUACUACGCCUUCUGGUGUGGUAAUUGUCACUACUGACGAAGAGGGCUGUUUGACUACAAUUACUUCAACCAUUUCGGAGGAGUGUAUCACUUCUAGUGUAAGUGAUGGAGGUGUUGGCUCUUUGUCGUAUACAUUCCCUAGCAGUGAAGCUUCUGGCUCUUCAUCUGAUGUACCAGAUGACUCUUCUUCGGUUGGUGUACCAGAUGGUUCUGUUUCUUGUACUGAGUGUUCUUCAUUCACUACGACAUGGACAGUUACCAAGACUGACGGUGAAUGUGAGACUGAUUCUGGUGUGGUUAUUGUGACAACAGAUAGUGAUGGCUGUAUUACUACGACAACUUCCAUUAUCGAUUGCACUACAGGAGUUUCGACAGAUGCUGGAGAAGCGCCAGAGACACAUUCAGUCACAGUUACAGAUUCUAAUGGAGACUUGACAACUUCUCCUGUCUUACCUUCGCUGACAACGUCUACAAGCUGUUUGGAAUCUCCUUCGUGUACGACAUUCACAACCACAUUGACACUGGUUGAUGAUGAAGGAUGCACGAUUACAGAGUCAGCCGUUUGCAUCGUUUCUACUGAUGAACAUGGCACAGUUACUACUACCACAUCGUUGAUCUGCCCAUCGUGUUCCUCUUACACUUCAACUUGGGCAACGACUUGCGAAGAUGGUAAGGUUGAAACCGAUUCUUGUAUUGUCAUUGUCACCACUGAUAAGCAGGGCUCUCUUGUGACAAGUACUUCUAUGUUACCUGAGAAAACUCCAAGUCCAGACCACCCUGUUCCUGACCAUCCAGAGACGACUGUUCUUUCUCAUGGCAUCCCUAUAACUCACGGUCUCCAGUCAUCUAAACGUGUUCCGGUCGGAUCUCUGACUUUUGUUACUACCAGAGAAGAUGGUCAUGUCAUGACUGUUGCUGGUGAAGUCUUUGAAACAACUAUUGAGGGUAAGGUUUCAAGUUACACUUCUGUAUAUUCUCCUAUUGAAGAAGCUCACGGAAGCCAACCAACUAAAGAUAAAGGUGGAGACCAUACACUGGAAGCUGUCAUUGUUGGAACUGACUCUAAUGGACAUACCUAUACAACUGUUGCAGGACAGGCAACUGCUCCAAACAAACCAGAAGCUGGAAAGGCUGGACCUGAACCUCAUUCAGAACAGGGUGAACAAGAUACCACAGUUGAUCUUGGAUUCCCAACAUCCUUGGAAUCGGUGUACGUAUCUAGCUCACUCGAGCCUCAGAGUGUUUCUACGUUUGCUGGAGCUGGCUCCUUCUUACGUACCACGUUUGAGUGGCUUCUUCCAUUGGCUGUUUUGGUCCUUUAA
Messenger RNA from Candidozyma haemuli, 6780 nucleotides. RefSeq lists its product as uncharacterized. The coding region runs from base 1 to 6780 and encodes 2259 amino acids. The record is from RefSeq and is a predicted model, not a curated record. Lineage: Eukaryota; Fungi; Ascomycota; Pichiomycetes; Serinales; Metschnikowiaceae. Gene Ontology annotation, molecular function: protein binding. The transcript has a single exon.